AUGCGUGACCAUGCACCAACACCGCCGUCUCGACCGCAGGAACAUGAGCUUCAGAAACUACCCUCCCACCGUUCGUCCUCGUCGCUGGAAGGAGAAGAGGAAGGUCUAGCCCAUAGAAUCGCCGACCUGGAAGAGGAGGAGACCAUGAAUCCACAGAACGACGGGGAAGGAGAGGCGUUACUGCAAGGACGACGUCAAGGAGGCGCCCCAAUAUCGAACUCUACGGUGCCGCAGAACAAGGAUCUCAACAGGCGUGCGGUACGCAAACUCGAUCUGAUCUUGCUGCCAUUCCUCGCUCUCCUCUUCCUCCUCAACUCCCUGGACAAGUCGAACAUCGGCAAUGCAGAGACUGCCGGCUUCACCCACGACACCGGCCUCUCCCGCUCCGAUGUCAACACCUCCAUGUCAGUCUUCUUCUUCAUAUUCGUGCUCCUGCAACCUGUGGGCGCUGCCGUUGGGCGUAAGUAUGGAAUGAGGAAGUAUGUUCCGGCCUGCAUGAGUCUUUGGGGUCUGAGCACGAUUCUCCACAUAUACGUACGAAGGAGAUGGCACUUGAUCUUACUGAGAACCGCCAUUGCGACACUGGAGAGCGGCUUCUAUCCGACCACUGUGUCGUACAUGAGCUUGUUCUAUACCAAAUACGAAUUUGCGUUCCGCCUUGGCUUCUUCUACGGGAUGACCGCCGUUGCUGGUGUGCUCGGCGGAGUGCUCAGUUGGGCUAUCUUCUCACACUUUCCUGGAGACAGUCAUGGUGGUGGUGAAGGACGGCUUCCUCCACCACCUUCGGUUGAACAAGCCGGAGGGUGGAAGAGCUGGGAGAUCCUAUUCCUGAUUGAAGGGUGCCUCACCAUGACCGUUGCGUUGGUUGGCUUUUUCUGGCUACCGCACUCAGCAGACACGGCGUGGUUCUUCAAUGCUGAGGAGAGAUCUUGGGCAGAGAAGCGGAUGCAGCUGGAUACGAUUGAGGUGGAGCAGUCCAAAGAACGACAUACCGAGAACAGCAGCCAGGUCACUCGAGAAGCUCGUCAAAUGGACGGCGCAGAAGAGGGUCUUGAAGACGACGCUCACGAUCAGCUAUUAUCCGGGACAGGUAUCCACGCCUCACUCCGGAAAACACAGUCUCAGAUGUCUGGCCGUGCAGUCACCGAAGAUUCUGGUCUCUCACGACAAGACAUCCUCUCUGCCGUCUUCAACUACAAGAUCUGGUCUCUACUGAUUGCGAAUAUCUUGAGUGCGAUACCGGCGACAGCCUUUGGCGUGCUUCUGCCGAUCCUUGUCAAGGAGCUAUCACCAUCUCUCAACCUUUCUGCCGCAGCCUCGAAUCUCCUUUCCGCGCCACCAUUCGCCUUUGGCGCAAUUGUUCUCUUUGCGGUCACCAUCUGGUCCGACAGAAGCCGCAUGCGCUUGAUACCAAUCUUCUACGGUCUUGGCCUCCUGCUAAUCGGCUUACUUCUCGCCGUCGUAAGCCCAGUCAACAAUUAUUGGCUCCGCUAUUUCUCGCUCUGCGUUCUUCUGUCCGGAUCUUUCAUCGCCUCACCACUCACCGUCGCCUGGCUCGCGAAUAAUACCCCCGAGCCAGGCAAGAGAGCCAUCCUCCUCGGCAUAAAUGGCUGGGGCAACCUCGCUGGAAUCUUCAUGGGCGUACUUUUCACUCCUCGAGAUGAGAAAACGGGCUAUGUGCAGUCUUUCACUGUACUAUUAGUUUGCGCUCUGAUCUCGUUAGCUGGUUUCAUCGCUUUCAGAUUUGCUCUGGUCAGGGAGAAUCGCUUCCGAGAUAACGUGAUUCGAAGCUGGAGUGAAGAAGAAAAGGAACGGGAGGAGAUGGUGGGAGAUAUCCCUGCUCCUGACAAUUUCCUUGGGAGAAUAGCAAGACAGAUGGGGUUGGUGAAGCUUGCGAGGAAUUUGGGAUGGGAAGAGGAGAGGAGAGGGGAUGAGAAGAUGACGUAUAGAUACAGUCUCUGA
Messenger RNA from Lecanosticta acicola, 1962 nucleotides. The record is from the annotation of a GenBank genome assembly. NCBI's taxonomy places the organism in Eukaryota, Fungi, Ascomycota, Dothideomycetes, Mycosphaerellales, Mycosphaerellaceae.